ACAGUCGGAAGCAGCUUGAACGGAGCUCCUGAUAACUAAUUUCAGCAUGUCUGUCUAGAGUGCCUGUCACUCCUAUUGUCCUUCCAAACUCUUUCAGACAUUUUGAGCCUAAAGCUAUGAGUUAGCAAGGGUGGGACGAUUCAUGGUCCAGAAAGGCUUUAGGCACCAGAGGGGAGGAUGAUUGCCAGUGGCUACCUGGAGGACUGCACUGGAUCGCUGUCAUUAAAAAUCCAGCGUGGCUUUUGAGGAAGAUGUGACUACAGCCGGAGGUCUUUCCGCCAUUCCUCCAGGACUUCUACGCUAAGGAAAGGAGCCCCUGGACCAUCAUCCUCUAAGAUGUUUAUAUGGACCAGUGGCCGGACCUCUUCAUCUUACCGACAUGAUGAAAAAAGAAAUAUUUACCAAAAAAUCAAGGACCACGACCUCCUGGACAAAAGGAAAACAGUCACAGCACUGAAAGCAGGAGAGGACCGGGCCAUUCUCCUAGGACUGACCAUGAUGGUGUGCUCCAUCAUGAUGUACUUUCUGCUGGGAAUCACCCUCCUCCGCUCAUAUAUGCAGAGUGUGUGGACAGAAGAAUCUCAGUGCACCUUGCUGAAUGCGUCCAUCACAGAAACAUUUAAUUGCUCCUUCAGCUGCGGUCCAGAGUGCUGGAAACUCUCCCAGUACCCCUGCCUACAGGUGUACGUGAAUCUCACGUCCUCGGGGGAAAAGUACCUUCUCUACCACACCGAAGAGACUCUGAAAAUCAAUCAUAAGUGCUCCUAUAUACCUAAGUGUGGAAAAAACUUUGAAGAAUCCAUGUCCCUGGUGAAUGUUGUCAUGGAAAACUUCAGGAAAUACCAACAAUUCUCCUGCUAUUCUGACCCGGAAGGAAACCAGAAGAGCGUCAUCCUAACGAAACUCUACAGUUCCAACGUGCUGUUCCAUUCGCUCUUCUGGCCCACCUGCAUGAUGGCAGGGGGGGUGGCGAUCGUGGCCAUGGUGAAACUGACACAGUACCUCUCCCUGCUCUGUGAGCGCAUCCAACGGAUCAACAGAUAAAGGCAAACAUGGACGAGAUCACUUUUAUUUAAAGCUCAAAUACUGUUUUCUUUCAUUCUUCACCAAAGAACCUUAAGUUUGUAGUGUGCAGUCUGUUAUGAGUUCCUCAAUAUGUUCUUAUCCGUAGAGCAAUAAUGCAACAGCUGUGGUAUAUGCAAACAGGAUGGCUUUCUUAUUCAGAAGAAAGACCUGUGUUGGGUUGGUUGGUUGCUUUCAUACUCUUGUUUCUGUGCUUCCUUCUCCCAUUCAGCCGAAAUAGGGCUCGGUGAUUCACUUGCCUAGUUUUGUGGACGAAUGUAGACAACAUCCGUGUGAUAUGGUCUUCUGAGUUGUCAGACCUCUUGAAGACCCUUCUGCAAUAUUUUUCAUCAUUCAUUGUUUACUAAAGCUACAGCCAAAAAGAAUUGUUUAUUCUUUUCCGUACCCUAAGCUGAGCCCUAUUGCAAGUACAGGGACGAGAUGCCCCAACUAAAGGGUGGUGAGCAUUUUCCUUGUAUUUUUACCAUCUCACUGUAAAAAGGAAGGGAGGAGAGGAAACCCAGACAGCUACUUUUCUUUCAUCACUUUGUACUCAUGGCGUUGGAUUUUUUACCUGGUUUCUCAGAAAAUAAGCUGUUUUCAUUAGCCAAUUUGAUCAUCUCUUCCUGUGGUAUAAACAGAAAAUGACCAGAGCCCUUCUCCAUUUAAGACCCUGCUACUGUGUGAGGAGCUGACAUUUACAAGGAGUUUAUUGCCUAUGAACUGACUGACUAUUGGUGGCUGCUCGGGUACAAUCUCAGAAAGUCUACUUAACUAAGACAUUUGCUUGGCAUUUUGCAUUUCAUUUCAGUGGUUAGAUGAAGAAAUUAAGAUCUGACUUCCUGGUCAGAACCGGUGGAUUAUUUUCAAAUGGGUAAAUCUAUUGUGACAAAUUAAUAUGUUGGAAUAUUGCUCUUUGGACAUUUGUGUUUAAGCUCAAGAAUGUGUAGUCUCUCCUUGGACUCUAUCAGGAUUCUAAAGCUGUGUGCUCAGAAUCUUUGUCUCUUCCUCAUGUGUCAUUUUUCUAUUUAGAAUUCCCUGCUGGUUGUUAUAUUUCAUAAAUCGAGUAAACCUUUUUUUUCUGUAACAAACAAGGGAACCGAAUAACAGAUUUAAAGGAACCCUUUGCUCACAUUGCCGUUUCUUUGUGAUUUAAGAGGGGAAGGGAGGGGCUCUUUUAAAUGAAAUAUUCCAUGCUUUAUUUAAUAUUAAUUCCAAAAAGAAAACACAAGUAUAUCUUUCUCAUCUAUAUUUAAGUACAUUUUUGUAACAUCAAAA
Molecule: messenger RNA, 2340 nt
Organism: Echinops telfairi (small Madagascar hedgehog)
Lineage: Eukaryota; Metazoa; Chordata; Mammalia; Afrosoricida; Tenrecidae
Gene: KCNMB2
Product: potassium calcium-activated channel subfamily M regulatory beta subunit 2
Exons: 5
Coding region: 337-1044 (235 amino acids)
Biological process (GO): detection of calcium ion; potassium ion transport
Cellular component (GO): voltage-gated potassium channel complex; membrane
Molecular function (GO): calcium-activated potassium channel activity; potassium channel regulator activity
Source: RefSeq, a predicted model, not a curated record